Molecule: messenger RNA, 1892 nt
Organism: Porites evermanni
Lineage: Eukaryota; Metazoa; Cnidaria; Anthozoa; Scleractinia; Poritidae
Source: the annotation of a GenBank genome assembly
AUGUGGCUCCUGCUCAAACCAUUACAGCAUCCCCACUUUGGUGGGAAACAGCCCAAGAAGCACAUACUUCCCCGCUGCCUAAACGUUGCUUGCAAAGAGGAAAAAGAUGAAAAAAUUAAAAAGCUCACUGAAGAAGUACAGCACCUCAAAGACGAAGUUCGUAAGUAUGAAAUAUUUUACACUUUCACACAAUUGAGGACCAACAAUGAUAGACACAAUGCAACAUAAAUUUGUAAUGCUUCUAGGGUUACCCUUUCAAUAUAAACAUUUGCAGACAUAAUUUUUCUUUGACAAUAGUAUAAGACACUCCUGCAUUAGUUUAUUUCCAGCCAUGUAGCAUACGCCAGUUCAUGUAUGUGUCAGCAAGUUGCACAAGCAGUCUCUUGUCAGGAAGACUGAGAGACAAAGAAGUUGCAUUCUCAAAAUGUGGCGUGUUUUUUUUGCUCUAAAACACAAUAAAUAUUAAUAAGUCUCACUGCAAAAAAUAAGCCUAGCUCCCUCAACCCUAUCGACCCAAGGGGUUCUUUGAUUGUUGGUUUUGUUUAUCUUACUAUUUAUUAAGCCACAUCUGACCAAGAAUAAACGUACAGUAUAUUAUACUUUCCUAGGAAAAAUAAAAGAACAAGCUGGAAGUGUUCUCCCACCAUGUAAGGGUCAAGGGAAAAUGUCAAGGGAGGAAGCUACUACACUUGGCGUAAGGCAUUAAGAGAUAAUGCUUACGUGCUAUAAUGUUUGUGUGAAGUGAAUUGCUUUAACUCCUUUUUAUUCCUUACUUCAGCAUCCAGAAGGCUACAGUUUAUGCUAUUUGCUGAAAGCAAAUGUUCCAAAUUAAUGUCUCACAAACUGCUUAUCAUUCCGGCUCAAUUAAUAAUAAAAUAUUGUUUAAAGGUUAAAAAGAUCUCCUUUUUUAAUGUAAAAAAAAUUAAUCUUCUUGUACAGGAUUUAAUACCCUUUGAAGACAACUGUUAUGAGUUGUUUGAAGCUAUGUUUCAUAAAACUUUUAAACCAGUUUCACUUAAAAAAGGUAUUUUGUUUAAAGUAUAUUUUUUCCCUUUAAUAGCUUACAGAACUUGUCAGCGGCUCUGGGGUAUGGAUAUGCCCCAACAAACUUGGCGCAGCCAUAAAGGAUACUGAGAACAAGUCACGAACAGUGCUGGUCUGGUCACUCCUUUGUAGAUUUUAUGACAAAGAAGAGCUUCUCUCAAAGAACUUCAGCGAUUUAGAUAAGGAAAUCACUGAAGCUGCUAUUGGUAGUGACAGGAUAUAUUUGGUUAUACACAGACUAGCUUCAUUGAUAUUGUGAUUUUUGCAUUAUUUUUGACCAUUCAAACUCAGCCAAUUUCUUUAACCCUGGCAACACAUUUUCGUUUCAAGGUUAGUAAUCCACUGUUAAGUGAAAUUCUCAGUGUGCUUGAUUCAAUAGUGCCGGUGAUGCUUGUGAACAGUGUGGAAGGUUAAAAUUAAAUGAAUUGAUAGAACUCUGUUUUCAGAAUUAAGUCUUUACUUUUGAGAGAUCAUUUUGGAAAACCUGCUAUGGUGUUGACCAUUUUAGUGGGCAUAAGGCCAAGUCACAAAAAAUAAUGUUUGCAUCUUCCAACUAAAAUUAUGCAUAUUAAGUGUGCCCCGCUGACAAAACUUGACAAAAUAUAAAUAAAUCUUAAAUAUAAUUGCAUUUUGCUUUAUUCAUUGUACUAAAACGAAGGCUGUGUCAUGGCAAAAAAGUUGUUUCAGAAAAAUGACUCUAUUAGUUCUCCUUUUUUCCAGAUUUUGCGAUGGUUGCAAGGCUUGGUGAAGUAAAAAAUGUGGGGAAAGCUGACCUGAGACAGGCACUCCGGCAUAAACUGAACUCAAUGAAAUCUCCGUGUAGCAAGCCAGAGUACUUCCAAGGUAAG